CAUCAUUACCCGUCCUGCAAUCUAAUAUCAGCCCAUAGGGAGAAAGGUAAUGGAGCUCCCACCAAAUAUCGUCCUCACGCCCACUUCAUUCCCCGUCUACCGCCGCCGCCUCCUGGCCCACCUAUCUAUCCACGCGCCCCACCUCGCCUCCCACCUCCUCCACGGCCCCGCCGAACCAUAUCGUAAGCCCGAAGACUCUCUCGUCCACCUUGUAGAAUCUGCCCUCUUCCAUCCACACGGCCAGUCUGCGGGCGACCAACCUCCUUGUGCACUGGUGAGCACGACCGGCUUCAAGGUCUGCGGCAUCCAGCUUGAAGAGUGGGAUGAUUGGGCGCGUAACGAACUCGCUCUGAGAGACGUGUUCAAAAUGACAUUUGGAAGGGAAAUGUGGGAUCGGUUAGGGAGAAUGUGGAGUACGAAGGAGAUUUGGGAAGUGCUGGAAAGCGAGUAUAUGCCGUCGCCGAUUGAACGGCAGUCCCAGAUAGUGUAUUACCUGCGUUCGUCGCGUUUACCUUCCUCCGCUACUCAGGAUGAUAUGCUCAAGCUAUGGGAGACCUUCAAUGCUCUUGUUAUUGAAGCAAGGGAUGCGGGGCUGUAUAUGAAGGAAAAGGAAGUAAUGGACAGGUUUCUCAUGGCGAUCGGUAAAGGAGAUUUGGCAGAAUCCGUAAAGCAGCAAUUUUACGGAUUGUCAGAUUGGGUCGUUGGAAGUGGGAGAUGGAAGGGCCUGCGAAGGAUUUUGAAAAAGCAAUUCUCCCCUAUCCUUCUACUGGAAACUUUAGAAGACAUUCAUUCGCCUGACGAAACGGACGAAAGGUUAAGCGGUCCAACCAGAGGAAGAGCCGUUCUUGCAGAAAAGGAUCUCAACGGGCAAAAUCGGACCAUGGAACACCAUCAUCAGUGCAACAGAACGGAACGCCAGAGGAAAGAUUCAUUGGAUGUGAUACUAACAUGAUUACAGUAGGUUUGCAUACCUUUUUCUACUUGAGUUGGCCGUUAGAUACUCAUCAACGUGAUGAUUCACAAGGUGGCCCGUCAAUGCUCGUUCCGGCCCCAUUCUCUACCUGCAUCAAAAUUUGUGUAUCUCUUCUUGGAUCCACCGCUCCUUUUUCAACUCUUCAAGUUCAGUGUACUUUCCUCUGGAUCUCAUCUUCUCUCCAUUUUCCCAGUCUGUCAACCCACACCCACGAAAGUCCUCUCCCCUGACAUGAACACGUCUGUCUACCUGAAUGUCCCAUUUCACAUUACCAAGUGAAUACAACAUCUAUUCCGCCCUCAGCAUACAUAUCGAAUCCCAAGGAUCAACACACUCAAGACCUUAUGGAUGGCGGAUAAAAUGGAUCAGGCAAUCAACUCAAGCAACACUCAAGGAAGGAAAAACCCACAGUAGUCAUGUGCAUAUGCGGCGUAACGAACAGUGAAGACUAGGGAGGAUUCAAAUGUACAAACUAUUAGAACAUGAGAUAUGUGUCAUGAGGUCACAGG
Molecule: messenger RNA, 1482 nt
Organism: Cryptococcus deneoformans JEC21
Lineage: Eukaryota; Fungi; Basidiomycota; Tremellomycetes; Tremellales; Cryptococcaceae
Exons: 1
Coding region: 50-952 (300 amino acids)
Source: RefSeq, a predicted model, not a curated record